AGAAGGUUCAGCUCAAGGACUUAAAUACCCCUUCCAACCAUUCAUUUCUCCUCAAAACAAAUUUUGUCUCAACAAUAAAUCCUCACAUCCCACCUUUGAUUUCUGUGGAGAUUGAGAUAACAAGAUUUUUAUUUAUUUUUAAUAUACCCUUAGAUUUGAGGGUAUUUAUAUAUUUAUUGCAGAGGAAUCCAAAUUGUUCAGCGGACAUUUUAUCGUCAUGGACCCCGAAUUCUGGGCUUCGCGCGUCACUGCCGCCAGGCGAAAUGCUUCUCCAUACCCAGAUCAAUACUUUUGCAUGGAUGAUGCAGAGGGAGAAGAUGCCACACGCUUAGACUUCCUUUGCCCAUAUUGCUAUCAGGAUUUCGAUAUAGCAUCCCUCUGUUGCCAUGUUGAGGAAGAGCACUGCCAUGAAACCAUACAUGUGGCAUGUCCUGUUUGCAACACAAAUAUUGGGAUGGAUAUUGUUGGGCAUAUCACUCGGCAGCACAGCCACUUGUUCAAGACACAACGCAGAAGGAAAAAUGUUAAAGGUGGAGUACGGUCUAACUUACAUCCAGAUGCCUCCAUGGCUACAGCAGAUCCUUUACUUUCGUCUUUCAUUUGUGGUUUGCCUUCUAUGGAGACGCAUGAACCUCAAAAUACAUGUGCUACCAUGGAGGAAGGUUCAGCAAAGGAAUCUUCUGACUCACAGGCUAUAGUCAGUGCUGAUUCAUCUGUGCCUGAUGAGGAAUCAAAGCAAAUGCUUGAAGAGGGGAUGCAGCGAGCUGAAUUUGUACAGCAGCUGAUGUUGUCUAUCAUUCUUCCUGAGGAGUUUUAACGCACAGAAUUCUAUCAAAUGAUGAUCCUUAUUGGACGGUGACAGGAAUUUAGCUGCUUGAAAUUUCAUGGUUACACAGUAUGAAGCAGUGGGGAAGUCCAUUUUUAGCAAAUUGGCUGCAAUUACAUUUGAUUGUAAGUGCCUAAUUAGGCAUUAUGCUGGGUAUAAUAGUCAUAAAAAGCUUAGGUUGCUUUUACAAAUUGAGAGCUCUCUCAAUUCAGAGAACCUGCAGAGUUACUGCCACGUAGUGGUAUGACUACACCUGCUGCCAGAUGUAUCAAUCGGAUAUGUCUAUUGCUCACUGAGGUCAGCAAAUAGCGAUCAGGUUUAUAAGAAGCAAAUGUUUCUCUGAAGCAUCUCAAUUCCUUUUGAUAGUGUUGUAAUGAAGGAACAACUAUUAUCAGAGUAAAAUUUUCGUACGUCAUUGGUGCUC
Molecule: messenger RNA, 1250 nt
Organism: Cryptomeria japonica (Japanese cedar)
Lineage: Eukaryota; Viridiplantae; Streptophyta; Pinopsida; Cupressales; Cupressaceae
Product: protein DEHYDRATION-INDUCED 19
Exons: 5
Coding region: 218-817 (199 amino acids)
Source: RefSeq, a predicted model, not a curated record